Xiphophorus hellerii (green swordtail) is the source of this 3202-nucleotide messenger RNA. Its product is annotated as CMRF35-like molecule 8. NCBI's taxonomy places the organism in Eukaryota, Metazoa, Chordata, Actinopteri, Cyprinodontiformes, Poeciliidae. The record is from RefSeq and is a predicted model, not a curated record. Gene Ontology annotation, molecular function: transmembrane signaling receptor activity. Bases 1767 to 2579 code for a protein of 270 amino acids. The transcript is spliced from 9 exons. Gene Ontology annotation, cellular component: cell surface; plasma membrane.
UUAAUCAUUUGUAGCAAAGGAAGAAACUGAAGAUAAGAAAAUGCUGUUUACUAAUCUGUUGAUGUUUUUGGAUUAACUGGAGAGCAAAAGUUGUUAAAUAUGAGAUUUUUAUUGACAGGAUUUAAACCAGAUGAAGCUAAAACUGUAAUUUGAGGCGUUCUGGGUAAAACAAAAGUAGGUUUUUAAUCUUAAAUGCAAAAUGUUCAUAUUUUGUACAGUUGGUUAAAGUUCUGCUCUGACUUGUCCUUUCAACUAAUGGCCAUCUUUAGAGGAUGUAUACUCCAGUUGCCAAUUAAUUGAUUAUUAAAUUUGUUGACAAUAAUUCAAAUAAUCGAUUAAUGUCAAUUCAAUUAAUCGUUUCAGCUCUAUUUAUCUAUUUAUCAGUGAAGCUCUUUCCUGUUGAAGGAAAAUCUUGCCAACCUUAUAGACACAAACGUAAUUAAAAUAACAAAAAAAAGACUUUAUAACAAUAACUGGAUUGUCACUUUAUCAUCUGCGUAACUGCUAAUUUACAAUAACUGUUUUUAAAGUUGAAUAUUCCUGUAAAUUUCAACAUGUAGCAGCUUUAAUUUUUCAAUAUAACUUUAAAAGUUAAUCAGUGAAUAUUUCAGCAUGUUGGAUGUUUUAUGAGACUCAGUAUCAGUGACUGAUCUGGUUUUAAUCAGUUAAUGUUACAAAGUAUUUAUGGGUAAAAGAGGCGAAUCAUGUGUGAAUAUCGAUUUGACUAUUUUUAAAAUAAAGAAUGACAUUUUUAUUUCCUCCUUUUCUCCCAUAUAGAGAUGCCUGGUCACUGUUACAGGUUUCAUGCUGAGCUUCAUGUGCAGAAAACCAAAUAUUUAACAUAUUGUAGAAGCACAAACUACAAUGCAAAACAGAGGAUUCAGCUUCUUUUAUCUCAGUCAGAAGGAUGUGGGGAUGUAAACAUCUUCCACUUUAUCCUGAUCAAACCAAAUUGUUCCCUCGUUUUCUCCACUGCAGGUUUGCAGCUUUAUGUUUCUCUGAUCGCCAAGUUCAUCUUAUCAACACCGUUAGUGAUUUUCUGCUGAAAGAGGAGCCAUGAAAAACAACGGUGAGAAAACACUGAAAUAGCUGUUUUGUCCUCAUUUUACAUACAUCUAAAAAAAAACCUAUACUUAUACCAAAGCCAAGAGUUAAAAAAAAGCUUCUGGCUAAAAAUAGUGAAAUAUUCCACCACAGAUUUACAGAAAUGGGAAAUUAUUAGUUUGAUGAUGUUUCUGUUGUCUCGUUUCUGGAGAAUAUUUCAUCAGAACAAAAUCUCGCCAACAUGCUCUGAGCAAUAAUCAUCAGUGGUUCUGCUCAGAUCAGCUUGAUAUUAAGCAACUUUUCUAAGACUUUGCUUCUAGUUCUUGGAAAAUCUUAUAUCUGUAAAUCAGAAGUUUCACCUCUCUGAUCAAAAUGCUUUUCAGAUCCUGCUGUGGAAACUGAGAACGCUGCCGUCUCCCAGGUGAGUCUGAAUAUUUAUAAAACACCUGAGUUUCAUUAGUUUCUACCUGUUCUUGCUUUUCUUCUUCCUCCUCCAAAUCAAUCCAGAGGGAGGAAAUCAAAGGACAGACAAAACAAAUCAUCUGCUGAGGAAAUAUUUUCAAUUUAUUUCUGAACUAAACUCUCUGAAACAAUCAAGUCCAAAGAACAUUUAGUUCCAUGUUUUCACAAGAAAGGAGGAUUGCAACAUACAGAUGCAGAAGUUCAUAGUUUAUCAGUGAAGCAGGAAGAGAAGAAGAAUUAGAAACCAUCAGCAGCUCAGGAUGAAGGUCUGUCUCACUCUGAUCUGCCUCCUCUUCCUCACAGCUCUGCAGGACGGAGACGCUCAGAGACGCUUUAGAGGAAAGGAAGGAGAAAACAUCACAGUUGGAUGUAAAUUUUAUUUCUCUGGAAACGAGACGUUCUUCUGUAAGGGAAUAUGUGAAGGAACAAAUAUUCUGGUUCAAACAUCCAGUGACACAGCUCAGAAAGGCAGAUACAGCACCAGCUUUAAAACAUUUAACACCAGAACAUAUGUUCUGGAUGUGAGCAUAAAGGAGCUGAAAGGUUCUGACGCAGGACGGUACCGAUGUGGUGUGGACAAUCCUGGUGUGCGGUUCGAUGAAUUUGACCUCAUUGUGACUAAAGCUACAACUUCAGAACCAAACUGGACCCUGAAGACUUUUCCAUCAACAAUGAACAAAGGUCUGCAGCUUUAUCUGAUUCUGUCUCUGGUCGCCAAGAUCAUCUUGUUAUCGACACCUUUGAUGAUUUCCUGCUGGAAGAGGAGAACCAUGAAAAGCAAAGGUCUGCAGCUUUAUGUGAUUCUGUCUCUGGUCGUCAAGAUCAUCUUGUUAUCGACACCUUUGGUGAUUUUCUGCUGGAAGAGGAGAACCACGAAAAGCAAAGGUCUGCAGCUUUAUGUGAUUCUGUCUCUGGUCGUCAAGAUCAUCUUGUUAUCGACACCUUUGGUGAUUUUCUGCUGGAAGAGGAGAACCACGAAAAGCAAAGAUUCUGCUGGGGAGACUGGGAACGCUGCCGUCUCUCAGAUCAACCCAGAGAGAGAGGAAAUCCCAGAGGACAGACAGAACAAUUAAUCUGCUGAUGAAAUAAUUUCUGUUUAUUCCUGAAUUAAUCUCAAAAAAACAUUUAGUCUCAUAUUUUCACUAGAAAAUAACUGAAUGUCAAAGAUACAGGAACGUUUUCUACACAUUAUGAAGGAGUUUUGGCACUUGGCUAAAAAAUGUUUCUUCAUUGAAUGUUACAGAAGAUGUUUGAAAGAUAAUCUAAUUACCGUGUUGUAAAGAUGUUUUUUUAAUAAACUCCUGUAAAUAAGCAAAUAUUUUGUAUUUUAAUAAAUUAAAUUUUCUACGUUAGCAUUAAAAAUAUGAGGAUAAAACCUUAAAUAAGACAAAAGUAUCAAAUAAAGGUCAGAAUAAUUUAGAUUUGGAUGAAACAAUGAAACCUACAAACAUAAAAAGGAUUAUUUUUAUAACAAAGAACACAAAUAUAGAUUUAACAUUUAUAAGAUUUUUAAAUAAAAAAAAUCAUCAUUUGAUAUUUUUAGGACCCCAUUUUGUACAUUUGUUUUUAUUCCAUAUUCUAUGUUGAAUAUUGCGAUGAAUGUGAAUUUUGUACUGUGGAAAAAACAACAAUAUAGAGGAUGUAACAACAAUUGAGAGGAAAAACUAAAAAAAUAAAGUUUAUAUAUUCUUUCAUA